UUCUUGACUGCAGCCGAAACUAGACUCACAGAGAAAAGCAGCAGCCAUGUCAGGCCAAACUAAGCCCGUCCUGCAUGGAUACUUCAGAAGCUCCUGCUCCUGGAGGGUGCGCAUCGACUCGCCUCAUCCCUGUCCCAGCUCCAGCCCACAACAGGACAUCAAACCCUGGAGUGGAGGUGUGGAGAGCGAGCGCCUUCCCUGUGACACUCUACCAUGGUCCAGUGUGGAGACAGGAAAGGUUUUACACCUCAAUAUGAAGAAAAAACAGUCAGUAAAUGUGGCUAACGGCACGUCUGCAGACAGAGGCUGUGUUAUACACAAUAACAAAUUGCCUCAUGGGUCAGCUGAUCGGUCCGCGCACGUUAUGUUUUUUCUGGCUUUUUGGGGGGCAUUCGAGUUCUAGAUUUUCAUUCGAAAUCUGAAGCAAAAAAUAUUGAAAUUUUUGUUCAAACUCUGAUUUAUUCGAAGUCCGGGACGUUCGAAAACCGAGGUACCACUGUAUUUCUCAUUUUUUGUGUUUGUGUACAAGCAUUCGCUCUGAAAGGCAUCGAGUACGACCAGGUGCCGGUCAAUCUUAUUAAAGAUGGAGGACAGCAGCUCAGUGAGCAGUUCAAGUCAUUGAACCCAAUGCAGCAAGUCCCGGCUGUGGAGAUUGAUGGGGUCACUCUGUCCCAGUCGUUGGCGGUGAUCCAGUACGUAGACGAGACCAGACCUGGACCCCGGUUGCUGCCCACGGACCCCAAGAAACGAGCUCAAGUUCGAAUGAUAAGCGACAUGAUCGCCUCUGGGAUCCAACCGCUGCAGAAUUUACAUGUGAUCCAGAAAAUCGGAGCAGAGAAGGUUCCAUGGGCCCAGUAUUUUAUUAACCGUGGAUUUCAAGCUCUGGAGCCGGUCCUCAAGCAGACGGCAGGAGUGUACUGUGUCGGCGACGAGAUUUCGAUGGCUGACGUCUGUCUGGUGCCACAAGUCUACAAUGCUGAAAGGUUCAAGGUGGACAUGGACCAGUACCCGACCAUCAAGCGGGUGAACGAGGGGCUGCUGGAGCUGGAGGCGUUCAGCACCACUCACCCGUCUUGUCAGCCGGACACUCCAGCGGACCUGCGAUCGUGAAGUCGCACCGUCGCCCAAUAAACCCUCUGCUGCUGCUGCUGCUUUACAUGGAGA
Messenger RNA from Synchiropus splendidus (mandarinfish), 1164 nucleotides. RefSeq names its product glutathione S-transferase zeta 1 (gene gstz1). The coding region runs from base 628 to 1110 and encodes 160 amino acids. Gene Ontology annotation, cellular component: cytoplasm; mitochondrion. The transcript has 9 exons. Gene Ontology annotation, biological process: L-phenylalanine catabolic process; glutathione metabolic process. The record is from RefSeq and is a predicted model, not a curated record. Gene Ontology annotation, molecular function: maleylacetoacetate isomerase activity; glutathione transferase activity. NCBI's taxonomy places the organism in Eukaryota, Metazoa, Chordata, Actinopteri, Syngnathiformes, Callionymidae.